AUGUAUGUACCUAAGAAUGAAAGGAGUCUGGCACUCAGAAUCACUGAAGGUUCUGAUCUGGAUGAUGACGAAAUGGCUAUGAUCAUCGAGGACUUCAAAAAGUACCUGAGGAGAGGAAAGGGUCCUUCAAGAAGUGGAAGCUAUAGUAAGUCAAAAGUUCUUGAGAAGCAAACCAAUGAUGGAUGCUACAAGUUUGGAAAGACUGAUCACCACAUCAAGAACUGUCCUCAAUGGAAAAAAAGGUUAUCUAAGUUACUUCUAGAACUAAUUGAUGAAUCUGAGGAUGUAAACAAUGAAAAAGAACAAUUGUCUAAAGAAUGUGUAAUUUUGAAGGCUAAGUGCAAAAACCUGAAACUUACGGCUAGUGAGACUGUAAGUGAAAAUACUGUAUUGAAGNAACUAAUUGAUGAAUCUGAGGAUGUAAACAAUGAAAAAGAACAAUUGUCUAAAGAAUGUGUAAUUUUGAAGGCUAAGUGCAAAAACCUGAAACUUACGGCUAGUGAGACUGAAGAAGUGUUUGUUAAGCAACCUUCGGGCUUUGAAAGCAAGGAAUGUCCUGAUCAUGUGUACGAGCUUGACAGAGCACUUUAUGGGCUAAAGCAAGCUCCAAGAGCAUG
Nicotiana tabacum (common tobacco) is the source of this 617-nucleotide messenger RNA. The record is from RefSeq and is a predicted model, not a curated record. NCBI's taxonomy places the organism in Eukaryota, Viridiplantae, Streptophyta, Magnoliopsida, Solanales, Solanaceae.